Molecule: messenger RNA, 2895 nt
Organism: Limanda limanda (common dab)
Lineage: Eukaryota; Metazoa; Chordata; Actinopteri; Pleuronectiformes; Pleuronectidae
Gene: asns
Product: asparagine synthetase
Exons: 12
Coding region: 112-1797 (561 amino acids)
Cellular component (GO): cytosol
Molecular function (GO): asparagine synthase (glutamine-hydrolyzing) activity
Source: RefSeq, a predicted model, not a curated record
GUGUGCGUCGCUGUAGGUUGCUCUCACUCCUGCGGACACAGCAGACACAUCAGUGUUAUCACCUUCCAGCACAACACGGGACAUCCCUGACAAUCAAGAACAAGCUGCAAAAUGUGUGGAAUCUGGGCCUUGUUUGGCAGUGAUGAGUGCCUGUCAGUUCAGUGCACCAGUGCCAUGAAGAUUGCUCACAGGGGCCCUGAUGCCUUCCGCUUUGAGAAUGUCAAUGGCUUCACUAGCUGCUGCUUUGGUUUCCACCGGCUGGCCAUUGUGGACCAGCUGUAUGGCAUGCAACCUUUACGAAUCAAGAAGUUUCCUUUCUUGUGGCUCUGCUACAACGGAGAAAUUUACAACCAUCACACGCUGAGGAAGCAGUUCGAGUUUGAUUAUCAGACCAGUGUGGACGGCGAGGUUUUGCUCCACCUGUAUGACCGCUUUGGCAUCCAGAAGAUGGCUUCUCUGCUGGAUGGGGUGUUUGCUUUCAUUCUGCUGGACACUGCCAACAGGAAAGUCUAUUUGGGACGGGAUACGUAUGGUGUGCGUCCUUUGUUCAAACUCCUCACAGAUGAUGGAUUCCUUGCAGUCUGCUCAGAGGCUAAAGGCCUUACAGACAUUACCCAUGCAAUGGCCACCCCUGCCAAAAUUGCUCCUUUUCUUCCUGGGCACUUUGAGGUCUUUGAUUUAAAGAAGAAUGGCAAAGUUGAAUCUAUUCAGAUGGAAGAGUUUCACUGCUGCACAAAGGAGCCUGCACAUGCCAUGUAUGACACUUUGGAGAGACUACCUACAAGCUUUGACGAGGAAACAGUGAAAAGCAACAUCAGAGCUCUGUUUGAGAAUGCUGUUAAAAAACGUCUAAUGGCUCAAAGGAGAAUUGGUUGUCUUUUGUCAGGUGGUCUGGACUCCAGUUUAGUCGCUGCUACACUGGUGAAACUGGCCAAAGAGGAGAAGCUGGAGUAUCCCAUCCAGACUUUUUCAAUUGGCUCAGAGGACAGCCCAGAUGUCUUAGCUGCUCGCAAGGUUGCAGCUCAUAUUGGCAGUGAACACCAUGAGGUCAACUUCACUGCAGAAGAAGGCAUCCAAGCAGUCGAGGAAGUGAUCUACCACUUGGAGACAUAUGACAUCACUACAAUACGUGCCUCUGUUGGGAUGUACUUGGUUUCAAAAUACAUCAAGCAGAAGUCAGACAGUGUGGUGAUCUUUUCUGGAGAGGGUUCUGAUGAGCUGACUCAGGGAUACAUUUACUUUCACAAGGCUCCAUCACCCAAAGUAGCAGCAGAAGACAGUGUUCGUCUGUUGAAGGAACUCUACCUGUUUGAUAAUCUCCGUGCUGAUCGCACCACUGCUGCACAUGGUCUGGAGCUCAGAGUGCCCUUCCUGGACCACAGAUUCACAGCAUACUACCUCUCCCUGCCUGACGAGAUGAAGAUUCCUCGGGAUGGAGUGGAAAAGUACCUUCUGAGGGACUCCUUCAAAGGUCUCAACUUGAUCCCUGAGGAGAUCCUGUGGAGGCGUAAAGAAGCCUUCAGUGAUGGUCUGACGUCUAUGAAGAAGUCCUGGUACACCUACCUGCAGGAACACCUACAAUCCAUGGUGAACGACGAUCAGAUGGAGAAGGCUCACAAGACGUAUCCUCACUUGCCUCCAUGCACCAAAGAGGCCUACUACUUCAGACAGGUGUUUGAAAAGUUCUAUCCAGGUCGGGCUGAGUGGCUCUCCCAUUACUGGAUGCCUCGCUGGACCAAUGCCACUGACCCCUCAGCCCGGACCCUGUCUAUCUAUAAACCAGAUAAAGACCAGUGAUGGACGGAAAUAGUUCAGUGUCUUAGUCUUCUGUCAGCUAAAGGAGGACCUUCUUUAUAUUCUCCAUGUUUAAUUGGAACUUACAAGAACAUUUUACUUUGUCUAAUUUAGCUCAUUUUCAGAUGCAGCUGUAUUUUUGUCACUCAUUUAAUUCUUUGGGGAUGUGUCAGCUUAGUAGCAAUUUGAAAGUCACAAGGUACGUGCUUAAGCCGACCCUGUAAUGUUUUUAUAUAAUUUAUUUUUAUCUGCUUGCUACAGGCUCUUUUAAACUUACCUCAUAAGCAUUUCUGUUUUCAAAAAAGAUCGGCCUGUUCAGCAUUUGCACUGCUGUACAUUGAAGUUAAAACCCUAUGUAGUAAAGAACGAGAAGAAAGAUAGAAGAUCUAAGGAAAUAGCACAAAAAGAGGCCUUGGGUGAGACAAGACAAUACUAAGCUGUUAAAUUAAAAUGAAAGCCAAUUUCAUGGUUCACAGUAGAUGUCACCUAAAACAUGUCUAAUGUCGAUAACGUUAAUUGAAAUAUUAAACUGAAUAUAUUUAUAUAUAUAAAUAAAUAAUACUUUUGAAAACCCACUUUAAGCAAGAAAACAGAGUGAUAAUAUAAAAAGUUAAAUAAAUACGGGUCAGAUAAAGAAAACAGAAUUGCUUUCUGGUAGAAGUACGCUUUAAGAAGGGACUUAAAAGAUGACUCAGGCAGGCUUAUUCCCGCCCCAGCUUUGGAAUAACUUCAUGAUUUUGAUCAGGAUCUGGUCUGAGUUGGUGAAGUAUUUUUGCAUUUACUCAAAUCAGAUUGAUGUUUCACAAAUCCCAAACUGUGUUAUAAACUAGUCUAGAUUUGACAAGUCUAGGAAUAGUGCCUUUCAUACACAAACUGGGACAAUAAGGUGUAGGUGGUUUUAGAUGGUUUGUAUUGUCACAAAUAAAAUAACGGUUUCCCAAAUUGGAAAGAGAAUUUAAGACAAUUGUGAUGCUUUAUCUGUAAUGUUGAACUUGAUUUCACUACAGUAAAUGCCGGAACUGUUUGCUCAGCACUGUAAUUCAAUUUCCCCCAUAAGCUUCCCCUUGACUGCAAAAUUGACAAUAAAAUUGAUGGAAAGGA